Molecule: messenger RNA, 732 nt
Organism: Osmerus eperlanus (European smelt)
Lineage: Eukaryota; Metazoa; Chordata; Actinopteri; Osmeriformes; Osmeridae
Product: beta-galactoside-binding lectin-like
Exons: 3
Coding region: 54-461 (135 amino acids)
Molecular function (GO): laminin binding; carbohydrate binding; galactoside binding
Source: RefSeq, a predicted model, not a curated record
CAAUUGAAAAACACCAACACACUGCUCUGUCUCUCUGUGUCUCUCUUCCUACCAUGCAGAACGUAGAGGUGAGAAACUUGUCCUUCGAGGUGGGACAGAUCCUGACCGUCACAGGGGUCCCCAACCCAAACGGCAAUAAAUUUUCCAUCAACUUUGGUCACAGUGAGCAGGACAUCGCUCUGCAUGUGGACGUCCGCUUCAAUUAUGGAGAUACACAGAAGGAGGUGGUGUUCAACUCCUGCCAUUCAGGGAAUUGGCAUAAGGACCACCUAAUUGCCAAAGGCUUCCCCUUCAACUAUGACGAGAAGUUUGAAGUGUAUAUUCUCUUCAGAAAGGAACAGUUCGUGGUCACCCUUCCUGAUGAAUCUGAGUUAUCCUUCCCCAAUCGCCACAAAUGCGAGAAGUAUAACUUCAUAUUCUUUCGCAAUGAGGUCAAGAUUCAUAGGAUUGAAGUCAUUUAGACCAAUCAGGAUGGGUUGAAGACGAUCCACUUUAGAAGCCCAAACAUAUUUUGGCUGCUUAUUGGCUUCUAGACCUUCUUUUACUGCUCUUUAACUGUUAUGAUAAAAAAAAAAAGUUCCAGUCUUGAAAUAUUUAAUAAACUUUCAGCAUUGUUUGUGAUUUGCAAAAUAACUCAAGCACUAGCCAGACUAGGUCUACGAGGACUGGUAUAAUAUGAUGUGAUUGGAACAUCUGUGUCUUACCUAUUCAAGGUCACUGCCCAGUCUUGUA